This is a messenger RNA of Verticillium nonalfalfae, 984 nucleotides long. RefSeq lists its product as uncharacterized. Bases 1 to 984 code for a protein of 327 amino acids. Gene Ontology annotation, cellular component: cytoplasm. The record is from RefSeq and is a predicted model, not a curated record. NCBI's taxonomy places the organism in Eukaryota, Fungi, Ascomycota, Sordariomycetes, Glomerellales, Plectosphaerellaceae. The transcript is spliced from 6 exons.
AUGGUCCACACACUUCCGUUCGCCGACAUCCAAGUCACGUCGCCCGGCUUCGGCGCCAUGGGUAUCAGCUUUGGUCUUGGCAGCAACCUGACGCUCGAACAGGCUGAGCCUGUUCUCCUCAAGGCGAUCGAACUUGGCUGCACAUUCUGGGAUACAGCAGUGGUGUACCAGGCAGGUGUCAACGAAAAGCUUCUAGGAGAUUUCAUAAGGAAGCACAACGUCCGCGACAAGAUCUUUUUGGCAUCCAAGUGCGGCAUUGCUGCCUUUGGCGACAUGAGUGUGACCAACUCCGCCUCUCACAUCAACGAGUACAUUGAAGGAACUAUCGAACGGCUCGGUUUCACGCCUGACCUUUACUAUCUGCACCGCAUUGACCCUAACACUCCGCUCGAGGAGUCCAUCCCAGCGCUGGACAACCUUCGCAAACAGGGCAAAACCAAAUACAUUGGCCUAUCAGAAUGCUCGGCAGCGACACUGCGCAAAGCCAACUCCAUCGCCAAGAUCGAUGCCCUCCAAGCUGAAUACUCCGCCUUCGAGACUCUCCAUGAGACGGACGGCUUGAUCGACGCAGCAAAGGAAUUGGGUAUCGCCUACGUAGCAUACAGCCCUCUCGGCCACGGUUGGCUUGUAGAUGACUUCCCUUACCAGACCCCCGACGACUUUGCCCCCGAUGACUUCCGUCGCACUGUUCCCAAGUUUCAAGGCGAGAACUUCUACAAGAAUAAGGCGAUUGUCAGCGAAAUCAAGAAGCUGGCAACGCGCAAGGGUUGUACCCUAACGCAAAUCGCUCUGGCAUGGGUCGCGGCCCAAGGCAUGAUCGCCAUCCCUGGCACAACCAAGUCUACGCGGCUGGAGGAGAACUUUGCGUCACGGGAAGUGGAAUUGUCGGAAGACGAAAGGAAGGAACUCCGGCGUAUAAUUGACUCGGCCAAACCAGUCGGCAACAGGUACAAUGAGGCUCAGCAGGCUCGUGUGGGUCAUUGA